AUGCUUGACUUUAGAAAACUCUUCAGAGAAGUGAAAAAUAAUCCUAGUCCUACAAUCCUAGUCAAAAUCUUCCCUAACCUAGGGGGAUUAAUUAUUCAUCCAACCGAUCCACUGGUAUUGUCUAGUUCUAAAGAUGGUACUAUUAGAGUUUGGCGAUUGGAUACAUUUGAACAGACCUUUCGUCUGGAUAUUGGUGAGAAAAUAUACGACAUGAAGUUAACUCAGACGAAUCACCUUUAUUAUCACACACUUGAAGAUAUUAAGAUUUGGAACUUUAAUCAGUUUCAUCAUUUGUUUACUCCUAUACAAUCGUGUGUUCAUAAAUUAUCCAAGAUUACAUCACCUGGAAUGCCGACUCGGAUACUAUGUGCUGCUGAGGAUGGAAGUGUACGAUUGUUGUCAUCAGUGUGCGGCUCUGUACUUACUAUAAUUUACCCCAUGGCGACUUACCAGGUCUUAACUGAUAUAGUAUAUGACCCCAGAAAUGAUAGAAUUUACAUAGCUCUGGCUACUGGCGAGGUCUUAGUAUUUGACACAUCUUCUAAUCCAUGCUGUGCAUAUCAGUUGUGGGUUCCUAACCUACCAGAUGAAGCUAUACUAUGCAUUACAUUGAUGAAAAUGCAAUGUGCCCUAGGUGAGGCAGAGACUAGCAAAGGGCAGACAUUGGUAUUUGCUGGUCAUUGUAAUGGACAGAUUACUCUCAUGGAGUCUGACACUGUUGUCAUGAAAUCACCUGUACAAGCUCACAAUGGUAUGGUCACCAUGCUGGACUACUCUCAUGGUAUCUAUGACAACCAUGCAACAUCAGUUGGAGGUGCUGAUAGAUUGUUGUCAAUUGGUACAGACAAGAAAGCUGGAGUUUGGGAAAUCACAGUCUCCGGUAGUAAGCUAACAUUAACACUGUUACAAAGUAUUUUCUGUGAUAUGUGUGCUACACAUGUGUCAAUGAUAGGAAAUGUGAUGUCAUUGGCAUUUCCAAAUAAUCGUGUAUCAAUGUACCAAAUAAAGGACAUAGAAGGCAAUGAACGUACCGACGAAAACAACAACAAACGCAGAACUGCUGUACUGCUAAGUCAUCAUAAAGACGAAGACCAUACCCAGCAGAUAACUGCGAUAUGUUGCUGUUCUAGACUGCGGUUAUUUGCCACUACAAGCUGUGACGGUUCCAUUAAAAUAUGGGACACUGAUAAUCAGUUAGUUCGUGAGCUGUGUUUGGAUCAUACUGUGCGCGGAGUGUGCUUUGCUAAUGACAGAGGAGAUCUUUUAGUUGGAUUCCAGAAUCAUGUUAGUCUUCAGAGGAGCCGUUUAUAUGGCAAUCAGAUUCUGAAGAGGAGGACUUCAACGCUGAACCUGAGGCGAUAUCGCAAGAGUAUGAAGAUGAGGAUGAAUAUUGGUGAUGUUUCCAUGCCAAUGACUGGGAAUAUAAAAACUAACAACCUGUUUUUACAAAAGCGGAUGAAUUAUACACCGGGACGAGUUACUUUACCUGGUAGAUUAAAACCUUUACAGAAAAAGACAGAAGACGAAGUUGUUGAAGAAGCUCCAAAGGAGGUCGUCAUACCAAUGGUGUUGAUGAGAAUAUCUAGUCUGCAAUGGUUUCCAAAAGAUGAGGAACUAACACAGUCAAAUGUAGUUAGGAUACUGAUUGAGCUUCUGGAUAAAGUCAAUCAAUUUCAACAUCGUGGAGUUUGCAAAGCAGUCAUGGAUAUUCACAAAGAACUUGGUCUUGAGGAUGAAGAAAUGAAUGCAGUUGUACAGAAACUAACACAGCAACUACAACAUGAGAAGGCCAUGGUACGAGUCAAUGCAGUCAAAACCCUUGGUGAUUUGGGACUGGAGAGAAAAUCAAUAAUUUUUGGAUUGCUACCCAGGUUAUCAGAUACAACAGACGACGUACGUCAAGAAGCAAUUAAUACAAUAACGAAGCUAACAGGGGUUAGGGACAAAGAAGGUCUGCAAAAGUUGCUUAUAGAAAUUGGCGCAAUGAAACCAAUAGUUAACAGAGAUAGGGAGGUUAUACAGGAGCUGGCAGAGCGAAUGCAGUUGCAAUUACAGCAAGGAAGCAAAAGAAUGGCUGAUGCAUACCAGAGUACGUGUACUAAACCCGAUGAUGCUGGAACAAGUUUGAACGAUGGUGUCAAAACACCAUCGAUGUUGGAGAUAUGGGUUGCCAACACACAGCCUGGGUUAAGACCAGAAGACGAGGACCUAGCUAAGGAUUUCUCUGCUGAAGAAGUUGCUGAGGUCGUAAAUGAUGGUUUUAGUCCUUGGGAACAUGCUAAGCAGAGACAAAUGAGCAAACCUAAACUACAAAAAAAACCAAAGUUUGCUGAAAAGCCUCAAACUCUGGCACCGAUUGAUUCUUAUUCUGAUAUGUCAGCUACAGAGUCUCAGUGGCAGGAUUUAUCAAUGGUUAACUCAACCGCAAGGAUGUAUCAGUCUAUUGGCAGAAUUCAGCGACGGACUGUUGCUGUAGAAAGGCAUGAUGGAUACAUGGAACGGAUGAUUCUGAAGAAAGAGGCCCUCGCAAUUGAAAUGAAAGAACGCCUGCAAAGACAUCGUCAGAAAUAUGAUGAGAUGAUGAAGAAACGGAAGCAGGAAACGAGUAAAUUCCUUCCAAAUAAGGCUACAUUGUAUGCAAGCUAUCGUAAAAUUGCUCAAGGGAUGGCUCAACCAAGACCGACUGCCUUGGAGAACUCAAAAGUGUUGGUGAGAGUGCUGAAAGAAUUGUUGCAGAGCACAGUACUGCGAAUAACGUCCGCGUCGUCAACUUGGAUGAGCAGUGCAAAAUAG
Messenger RNA from Saccoglossus kowalevskii, 2793 nucleotides. RefSeq lists its product as uncharacterized. Gene Ontology annotation, molecular function: protein binding. NCBI's taxonomy places the organism in Eukaryota, Metazoa, Hemichordata, Enteropneusta, Harrimaniidae. The record is from RefSeq and is a predicted model, not a curated record.